Molecule: messenger RNA, 744 nt
Organism: Knipowitschia caucasica
Lineage: Eukaryota; Metazoa; Chordata; Actinopteri; Gobiiformes; Gobiidae
Source: the annotation of a GenBank genome assembly
AUGAAAGAUUGUGACACUGAGGGCGAUGACAAGGAAGAUAUCUGUGAUGAAAGCGAAGAGGAGGUUCCGAUCAGGAGAAGUUUCUCGGUUGAAGACCUGCUCGAUGAGGUGGAGAAGAUUUGUUACGAUGCAUCAGGGACAUCUAAGUUGGAGAUGGUGGUGCGACUGUGGAAAGACGGCUUCACUGUGAACGAUGGAGAGUUUCGCAGCUACUCUGUGCCGGAAAACCAAGACUUUUUGGAUUCCAUCAAGAGAGGGGAGCUGCCGUCCGAGUGGGCGAGCCGCGCUGAGGAAGAAGAACUCGAAAUCAGCGUGGAAGACUUCAUCGAGGAAAGCUACGUCCCCAAAAAGAAGGCAUUCCACCCGUUCAGUGGACGCGGCUACCGGCUGGGCAGCGUGGCGCCCAGAGUAGUGGCCAGGUCACCAUCUGUGCAUGAGGAUGGAGAAUCUGCUCCUAUUCCCAUGGUAACACUAGACCACGCCCUGCCCGUUACCUCGCUGCAGAUUUGGUUGGCUGAUGGGAGAAGACUGAUACAAAGGUUUAACUUAUCGCACCGAAUCACUGACGUCCAAGAUUUCGUGGCACGCUGCCAGAGGAGCUGUCCGCCUUUCGUCCUGACCACAUCUGUACCGUUUCGGGAGCUGAGCGACCAGGAGCUGAGCCUGGAGGAAGCGGGUCUGUCCAACGCCGUGAUCGUGCAGCGGCCUCUCAACACGCAGGCCGCUUUUGGACACUCCUCCUGA